AUGAGACUGUCAACUCACAUGCCUCAGACAGGAGAGGAGUUCAAACAGAAAAUUCUCGACAUUGAAGAAUUUUGGCAAUUUCCUUGCUGCUGGACAGCAAUAGAUGGUUGUCAUAUUCCCAUGAAAUGCCCAUCUGGAGGACUUCAGGCAUGCAAAGAGUACCAUAAUUUUAAGAAUUUCUACUCAAUUUCAAAAAAGCUUUACUUGAGUUAAUGUGGUAGAUUCACAUUACAGAUUUGUGUGGGGCAGCUAUGGGUUUCCAGGAAAUUCUCAUGAUGCAGUCAUAUUUAGAUCCACUGACCUUUGGACCCGCAUCAAAGAAGGCUUCCUUCCUGUAAUUGGAAAAACUGUAGGCAAUGUUACUGUCCCACCACUUAUAGUGGGAGACUCUGCAUUCCCUCUGCACACAUGGUUGACGAAACCAUACACCAAUGCAGUUCUGACACCCCAGCAACGGAACUUUAAUUACCGCUUAAGCAGAGCCCGUAUGGUUACAGUCAGGGUGCUUUUGGGCAUGCAUGGUUCUCCAUAA
Pocillopora meandrina is the source of this 532-nucleotide messenger RNA. The record is from the annotation of a GenBank genome assembly. NCBI's taxonomy places the organism in Eukaryota, Metazoa, Cnidaria, Anthozoa, Scleractinia, Pocilloporidae.